AUGGAGCUGGAGGCCGAGAACGUGAAGCUAAAGGAGACGCUACAAGCGCUGCAGGCGCGCUACGACCGCUUAGAUGCCACCACUACCAAGAAAAUUCAAGAUCUGACGGACGAGAUCGAGCUGCUGGCCGAAGCCAAUCGUCUACUCUUCGAGAAGCAGGCGCAGAAUCCUCCGACGUCCUCCAAAGACGCUCCGAGUCUUCUCCAGGUGCCUGACGAGCUGCUACUACCUGGUCCAUCGCUGACAAUCCGCCCACUAGUGACAUUGGAUAAUGUUCACUCCUUUGGGAACUUGUUGAGUGUCAGUGCACACGCCACGAGGCCCGAGAUCGUCAUCACAGGAGGAGCCGACAAAUGCGUGUGUGUACACGACUGGAAAUCAGGCCAGAAGCUCUGCGUGGUGGAGACCAGCGCUCCAGUGCUGGCUCUAGCGUUUAACCCUAAGAGUGAGCUAGCAGACUACUUUCUAGCUGCAGGGAUGGACGCGAAACAUGCACUUUAUAGACUAGAACACCACGAAGAGCAGUGGAGUGUGCGCUUGGUGUGCGAGCUCCACGAUCAUAGCCGACAUGGAGCAUUCAAGCUUGCGUGGAGUGCAAAUGGACUGCUCUUUGCUACAGGAUCAAGUGACAAGUCGCUGAAUAUUUACAAGUGCUCGCAGUUAAAUGGAGACGGUGAACAGGUGGAGAAGUUCAAGUCGUUCUACUUUAACGGAACAGUGGAAGCGAUAGCGUUUACUCCGUCGGAGUCAGAGAACAAUGAGCUACUGGUGGUUGCAGUGAGAGAUGACUGCUACGUGCACUACGUCGACUGCUCUACGUUCGAGAAGGAGAGAAUUAACAUGAAUCCGGACGGCAUCGAGCACGUGUCCUACACGAUCAUGGACCUGAGUCUGUCCCCAAGUGGCAAAUAUCUGCUGGCAUCCACGGAUUCCAACCGCAACUUUAUCUUCUCGAUCAAGCGGAAUGUGGCCUUGAGGAGCUUCUAUGGACACAAGGCUGGACCUUAUAGUCAGCCGCGUGCUGUGUGGCAUCCAUCCGAGAAGUACGUCAUCUCCAACAACGAAGAAAACGGCACCGUCUUUGUGUGGUCCAUCGCUUCGGAACAAGUCGUGGAGUCAUUUGACGCGCACGACGCGUUGGUGCGAGACCUCGUGUGUCCGACGCCUCUAUCGCCCUCAGGCUCCCCGAUGCUGGUUACGGUAUCGUACGACAAGCGGAUGAAGAUCUGGGAAUCGCCUCUUGCGAAGACAAGUGCCGAGAUUAUGUAG
Phytophthora infestans T30-4 is the source of this 1269-nucleotide messenger RNA. RefSeq lists its product as uncharacterized. NCBI's taxonomy places the organism in Eukaryota, Oomycota, Peronosporomycetes, Peronosporales, Peronosporaceae. Gene Ontology annotation, biological process: transcription initiation at RNA polymerase II promoter. The record is from RefSeq and is a predicted model, not a curated record. Gene Ontology annotation, molecular function: protein binding; RNA polymerase II general transcription initiation factor activity. The transcript is spliced from 3 exons. Gene Ontology annotation, cellular component: transcription factor TFIID complex. Bases 1 to 1269 code for a protein of 422 amino acids.